CUCCACGCCCGCCUCUCUUGAGCCGGCUCUGCCGCGCCUUAGCCUGGACUGACUUCCCCUGGUCCUAGGCCGGGAUCGAGUCCCGGAGCCCCUCCCCAGUUUACCCCACAGCAGCUCACUCGCCUGGCUUCAGGCCUGGGGAUCGGCGCCCCCGCCCCGGAUGCGCCCUGACCCACCUCCCGAUGCAGCCCACCCCUCGUAUUUCUGGGAUCCAGCCCCAGGCUGGACUGGGAACCCACUCCUACCUGAGGGGCCUAUGCGAAUGGUUGCAGCUCUGGCCUGAGCAGAGGGUUAUCAGGCUUCUAGUCCUGGCUCUGCCAGCUACCCGCUGUGACAUUCGUCUAACCUCUUUCUCUUCCUCAGCUUGUUUCCCUCUCUGAUCUGGUGCACCAUUCCGUGAUCUGAGUCAGAGCUGCUCAGUUCCCUUCACUCUGCUGACCAGCACAGAAACAGCCUGAACUCUUCUCUCUGCUGACAGCAGGUUUUAGGUAAAGUCUUGAGAAAGAAGAAAUUGGGGCCAGAGAGGAAAGCGAGGAGAAUCGGAUCUCAGAUCUUUGGGGAGAAGGAGCUGUGAAGAGCAGCCCCAACUCCACUAUAGCGGAUCAGGUGGAAAGAGCAGGUUGAGAAGAGCCAGAGCGCACAGCCUCCCAGGAUAACAGCCCUGAACGGGCUGGUGCUGCCCCCAGCUACAAGCGUUCCCUCGGCUGCCCUGGGGAUGUGGUGGUGAGGCACAGCCCGCAGACCCUGCAGGGAGCGGGCUCCCGGGGCCAUGGCCCAGGUCAGCAUCAACACUGAGCAGGGCGAGUGGGGCUUGAGCACGGACGCCGGGGAGCGGGCCCGUCUGCUGCAGAGUCCCUGUGUGGACACCGCCCCCAAGAGUGAGGGGGAGGCCUCUUCUGGGGAUCUGGGCAGAGGCACCACUUCCACGCUUGGGGCCGUCUUCAUUGUCGUCAAUGCCUGCCUGGGUGCAGGGCUGCUCAACUUCCCAGCCGCCUUCAGCACAGCCGGGGGCGUGGCAGCUGGCGUCGCCCUGCAGAUGGCCAUGCUGGUUUUCAUCAUCAGCGGCCUCGUCAUCCUGGCCUACUGCUCCCAGGCCAGCAAUGAGAGGACCUACCAGGAGGUGGUGUGGGCUGUGUGUGGCAAGCUGACAGGCGUGCUGUGCGAGGUGGCCAUCGCCACCUACACCUUCGGCACCUGCAUCGCCUUCCUCAUCAUCAUCGGGGACCAGCAGGACAAGAUUAUAGCCGUGAUGGCAAAGGAGCCUGAGGGGGCCGGCGGGAGCCCCUGGUACACAGACCGCAAGUUCACCAUCAGCCUCACUGCCUUCCUCUUCAUCCUGCCCCUUUCCAUCCCCAGGGAGAUUGGCUUCCAGAAAUAUGCCAGCUUCCUGAGUGUCGUAGGCACCUGGUACGUCACUGCCAUCAUUAUCAUCAAAUACAUCUGGCCAGAUAAAGAGAUGACCCCAGGGGACAUCCUGACCAGGCCAGCUUCCUGGAUAGCCGUGUUCAACGCCAUGCCCACCAUCUGCUUUGGAUUUCAGUGCCACGUGAGCAGUGUGCCCGUCUUCAACAGCAUGCGGCGGCCCGAGGUGAGGACCUGGGGCGGAGUGGUGACGGCUGCCAUGGUCAUAGCCCUCGCUGUCUACAUGGGCACGGGCAUCUGUGGCUUCCUGACCUUUGGAGCUGCUGUGGACCCGGACGUGCUCCUGUCCUACCCCUCGGAGGACAUGGCUGUGGCCGUCGCCCGCGCCUUCAUCAUCCUGAGCGUGCUCACCUCCUACCCCAUCCUGCACUUCUGUGGGCGGGCGGUGGUCGAAGGCCUGUGGCUGCGCUACCAGGGGACGCCGGUGGAGGAGGACGUGGGGCGGGAGCGGCGGCGGCGGGUGCUGCAGACGCUCGUCUGGUUCCUGCUCACGCUGCUGCUGGCGCUCUUCAUCCCCGACAUCGGCAAGGUCAUCUCCGUCAUCGGAGGCCUGGCCGCCUGCUUCAUCUUCGUCUUCCCAGGGCUGUGCCUCAUUCAAGCCAAACUCUCUGAGAUGGAGGAAGUCAAGCCAGUCAGCUGGUGGGCGCUGGUCAGUUACGGAGUCCUCUUGGUCACCCUGGGAGCCUUCAUCUUCGGCCAGACCACAGCCAAUGCCAUCUUUGUGGAUCUCUUGGCAUAACCACUGCCUCCCAGGGAACACGUGGCCUUUGCCACUGGACCCAGGAUCCCAUCUCUUAGAGCUGCGGGGCCACCCUGAGUCUGGCAUCCUUCCCCCCUACUGGUGGGAUGACACCUGGACAUCCUUUUACAGGGACAGUUGUGGCGUGAAAUCAGGCCCCACACCUCUGGGCAGCUCAAACCCAGCUCUCUUGCUGCCUCCCCCAUCCUGGCAGUGCCGUGGAUGGUGGGAGGAGGUCUCGUGUUGCAGAGGAACCUUCCCCUUUCCUCCAACUCUCGAAUUCUCCGUGCCUGGAACCCAUGGAUGAAGAGGGCCAGAAGGUCUCAGAGGAAAGAACCCAGCCUGACUUCCCUCUGGAGAAAGUCUGGACAAAGGGCCGUCCUCCACAGAGCAGCCUGUCCUGAGUAGGGGCUGUGCUCACUACCCCCAGACACAGUGCCUGCUCCAGUCUCUCGGCAGCCCAGCCAGGGGUGACUUCCUCUAGGAUCUGGCAGUUUUCAAAGGUGACACUGAAAUCAGACCAAUGCGCAGAGGCAGAUAGAGUCAUGCUUGUCCACUCCCUCCUGGCCCACAGUGAGCCUGAUAGCCCUCUCUCCCCAGCUAAUUGACACUCCCAAGCCUUUGGCGCCUCACCCUAUCUCUUUCCCCAAACCUGAGAGUCCAGGCGUCCCUCUCCUCCUCCAUGCCCAGACAUCACCACGUCUAAUGUUUACAAACGGUGCCAGCCCGGCCUUGAACCAGGGCCCAGGGGCCAUCCCGUGCCACCGCGGUGCUGUGAGUACACCUCCGUUAGCUUUCCCAAGAGGGGAGUCUGCUUUUCUCUUCCGAGUCCAGAUGGGCCCCUCUUUUCUGAGGCACAAGGGUGGGUAAUGGAAAAGGCCGAGAACCUUUCAGACCCGUGCAGGCCCGGCUGCUCAGGACCAAGGUGACCCUGUCUGACCUUCACUUUCACCAACUGCCUCUC
Molecule: messenger RNA, 3125 nt
Organism: Ceratotherium simum simum (southern white rhinoceros)
Lineage: Eukaryota; Metazoa; Chordata; Mammalia; Perissodactyla; Rhinocerotidae
Source: RefSeq, a predicted model, not a curated record